This is a messenger RNA of Cheilinus undulatus (humphead wrasse), 1433 nucleotides long. RefSeq names its product ectonucleoside triphosphate diphosphohydrolase 5-like. Gene Ontology annotation, cellular component: membrane. Gene Ontology annotation, biological process: nucleoside diphosphate catabolic process. The transcript is spliced from 14 exons. Gene Ontology annotation, molecular function: UDP phosphatase activity; GDP phosphatase activity. The record is from RefSeq and is a predicted model, not a curated record. The coding region runs from base 80 to 1378 and encodes 432 amino acids. Lineage: Eukaryota; Metazoa; Chordata; Actinopteri; Labriformes; Labridae.
CAAAUCCAUCACAACCUAGCAACGCUGACGUGACGAGGAGUCAGCUGCUGCUGCUGCUAGUCGGACAUCAUGAGUGAAGAUGAAGCUCUCCGUGAUGUUUUCACUCCUGGUUUUGCUUGCUGUUGUAGACCUGAGCCGAGCCCAGCUAAAGACCUCUCUUGUGGAUUUGACCAACAGCAUAGGGAGCAUCCUUCCCAGCCUCAGCCGGCCUGCAAACCACAGCAGGAUAUUCUAUGCUGUGAUGUUUGAUGCUGGGAGCACUGGGACACGGAUUCAUGUGUACACCUUCAUCCAGGGUGGCUCAGCAGAGCUGCCUGUUUUGGACAAUGAGAUGUUCCAUUCCAUAAAGCCAGGUUUGUCUGCGUAUGCUGACUCCCCUGAAAUGGCUGCACACACAGUGAGGAUGCUGCUGAAGGUGGCCAAGAAGACGGUGCCUCGUCUGGAGUGGAAGAGGACUCCAGUGGUGCUCAGAGCCACAGCUGGACUCCGGCUGCUGUCCACAGAGAAAGCCCAGGCUCUGCUGGAGCAGGUUCAACAUGUGUUUGAUGAAUCUCCUUUUUUGGUCCCAGACAACAGCGUCAGCAUAAUGAACGGCAAAAAUGAAGGAAUCCUGGCUUGGAUAUCUGUCAACUUUCUGACAGGUCACCUGAAAGCUCAAACCAAGAAGACAGUGGGAAUCUUGGAUCUGGGAGGAGGAUCCACGCAGAUCACUUUUCUGCCAAAACUCAGGAAAACCAUUGAAAGUGCCCCUGUUGAUGAUUAUGUUGCCAGAUUUGACAUCUUCAACUCAACAUUUGAGCUGUACACCCACAGUUACCUUGGAAAUGGUCUGAUGGCGGCACGGUUGGCCACCCUGGGCGCUCUGGGUGCAGAAGGGCUGGAGUGGCGUGUUUUUAAAAGUACGUGCCUGCCAAAAAAGUUCAGGGAUGAAUGGAGCUUUGGAGGGCUGACGUAUCAAGUGAGCGGACACCCAGAUGGUUAUUCAGGAUACAAGCUCUGUUAUCAGGAGGUACUCAAGGUGGUGAAGGGGAUUAUUCAUCAGCCGUACGAGCUGGAAGACAGCAGCGUCUUCUAUGCAUUCUCCUAUUACUUUGACAGAGCGGUGGAUGCCGGCCUUAUCGAUGGGGUCCAAGGAGGGAUGCUGGAGGUGAGACACUUCAAGAAGAGAGCAAAAGAGGUGUGCAAUAAGAUGACCAAACACCCUCCCAUCAGUUCUUUCCUGUGUAUGGACAUGACCUACAUCACUUGUCUGCUCAAGGACGGCUUCGGCUUCAAGGAUAGCACCGUGCUGCAGUUGACCAAGAAAGUGAACAACGUGGAGGCAAGCUGGGCUUUGGGCGCCACGCUGGACCACUUCCACAACCUGAAGAUCCACUGAGGAGGAGGAGGAGGAGGAACAAACACUGCUCAUAGUGUACACUACUUUAUCUAAC